GUACAGCACUUUGAGAUAUCAGCUGAUGUACGAAGGGCUAUAUAAAUAAAUUUGAUUUGAUUUGAUUUAAAUAAGUAUCCUAAUACCAAAUGUAACAAUUGUUACCAUGUAAUAUGUAAGUAAACACCAGGCAACAGAUGUUUUAUGGCUAUGUUCCCUAAGAAAUUAAAGAAUAUAUGUUAAGUAACCACUGAUCCACAAGAUGAUCAAAUGUCAUGACAAGAAAGGAAAACUGAUGCGUACAGAGAUAAAAAAACAGGAAAGAAAUAGAGGAUUAUAGCUAUUUCAGGUAUCGAGUGUCAGGAAUGCCAACUGUUGACUCAACCCCUCUUGCCUUCCUCUCCCCGGCUCCCCAGCUCUCCCUCUCUUAACCCCAAACCUUCCUCUCCCCCCCUCUCUCUCUCACACACACAGGACCAGCAUUAUUAUAAUCUACUUGUUCCAUACAUACAGUAUCAAAUACUAUUUCUGAGUGAAUUUGUCUGUUGAUUCAUACUGUAUGAGAUGUUCAUGUAUGUUGGUUUGAACAUACAUGUACAUUAAAACCAAUCAUUCUAAAAGACAGAGGUGUGUGUGUCUCUGUGUCUGUGCCACACACGUGUAUUUGUGUGUGUAGAUUGCCUGCUGAACUCUGUAAGCCUCUGAGCUUGUGCUUGAUCCAGCGGCUUCGCAACAGGACAACACAGGUCAAAGGGGAGGGAGGUUUUUGGUGGUUGGGUAGUAGCAGUAGGGCAGAGCAGGGUAUUUCAGUGCUGUGACUAGUAUGCCCAUGCCUCCGGGAAAAGGAGGAGGUUGCUGGUGAUGGAGGCAGGACAGGGUAGGAUGGGAGGGGCUAGGGGGUGUCCACCCGUCGGCAAUAUUGGACACAGCCAACGCUGGGAUCUCACUCAAAGAGAAUGGCUGGAAUGAUGCCUGGGAGGUGACGGGCUAGACUGUUGCAUAGCAACCAGCAUCCAUACACACACUGCGACACUGGGCGUCAUGUAGCCAAACAGACAUAUAUCUGUAUGUUAAGUAAGAAUCACCCAGGCAUCUCACACAGUGGAAUGGUCAUUUCCAAUUUGGGGACACGCUUCCAACAUUGCUUUUUUCUAAUCAACACAGACAGUAAACAGGCCCAGCAGGGUUCAUAGACUAGACAAACCUUUGGAAUGUAUAUGAAUGUAUUAUGCAUAUACAUGUAUUUAAGGUGCAUCUAAGGUUAAGAGUUAUCAUCAGUUAUUAAGGAUAAGACUGAUUGGGCUGCACUCCCCAUCUAUAGAAAGACAAAUAGUGUAUAGGUCAAGAAAGGCUAGGUUUCAGUAAGCACCUGCUGAAACAUCCAAAUAUCUUGCUUGUGUUUCCAGGUCGGACGUGGACAGCAGGGAAGAUCAAACCAAUGGGAGACAGCUACCAGUUCACAGUGGACGUCCAAGACUUCUCUCCAGAGGACGUCAUCGUCACCACCUCCAACAACCAGAUCGAAGUCGAUGCAGAAAAGUUGGCGGCGGACGGUACAGUGAUGAACACAUUUACCCACAAGUGCCAGCUGCCUGAGGAUGUGGACCCCACCUCUGUGACAUCAACAUUGGGCGCAGAGGGAACGCUUACAGUUAAGGCCCGCAGACACCCAUCCAAGCAUGAGCUCACACAGACCUUCCGCACUGAGAUCAAGAUCUAAAAAGACAGACUGGACUCUCUCAUGACCUCUGCUCCCUCGCUGCCAGCAAUUUGUAAUGCUACAGUGUAUACUGUUUUUCACAUUGCCUGUCUUUACUAUUAUACCUGUCCAUUCUGGUUGUCUUCCUCUUCUGCCAUACCACCUCCUCCCAUAUAGCUGCCUUGAAUUGACAGUAGUUAGCCUACUUUGUUCUUGUGUUUUCCCACAGUUAUCACACAUGGGGUUGAAAAAUUCCUGGAAGUUUCAAUAAACUUUCUGGUUUUCCAGAAAACCAUUUUGCUACCGUAAUCACACAUCACCUCCAUGUGUGUGCACACCCUAUCCCAUCCAUCAAUAAAGUAAUGCUUCUUCUAUUCUACUGAACUCUACAGUACUGCUACCAUACCAGUAUUGUACAUUGUAAUAGUUUUGUGAGUAGUCGAUUGAUAAAUGAUUU
Oncorhynchus tshawytscha (Chinook salmon) is the source of this 2096-nucleotide messenger RNA. RefSeq names its product heat shock protein beta-7-like. NCBI's taxonomy places the organism in Eukaryota, Metazoa, Chordata, Actinopteri, Salmoniformes, Salmonidae. Gene Ontology annotation, cellular component: cytoplasm; nucleus. The record is from RefSeq and is a predicted model, not a curated record. The transcript has 2 exons. The coding region runs from base 1379 to 1660 and encodes 93 amino acids.